Messenger RNA from Porites lobata, 11040 nucleotides. NCBI's taxonomy places the organism in Eukaryota, Metazoa, Cnidaria, Anthozoa, Scleractinia, Poritidae. The record is from the annotation of a GenBank genome assembly.
GGCGAGGACAGAGAGUGAAAUCGUAGCUUUCGCUGUAACGUAAUAAGCCUAUGCAUAAUUGAGUUAAGGUAUGAAGAUCCAAGGAAGUGUAGCCAUUGUUACAGGAGGAGCACAAGGAAUCGGGAAGCAUAUUUGCAGAGCGCUCUUGUCAAGAGGUGGUAAAGUAAGCGUCACAGUACAGUACUGCAGGGUCUUGUUGUUUAGAAUUGUUUACAUUGUGAAACAACUGAUAGCAGCGCAGAUAUGUGCUUGGAUUGUAAGUCAUGCAAGCGCAAGGAGGCUAAGAAAGUAUUUCGACAUUGCGUGUAAGCUUAAGUUUUCAAUAGACGCUAACCGCCUUGUAUAUUUCUCGGGAUUUUUGUCUCCGCUGAAGUUUGCGACGGGCAGGUUCCUUCCCGGAGGGGGGGGGGGGCUCCCGUAUAAACGUCCAUGGCGGAUCCAGGGGAGGGGCCCGGGGGGGCUCGCCUCCCAUUAUUUUCAUACCAGACUGAGGCCCGAAGGACUGAAAAAACAUUUUUUUGAGACUAGGACCCCCCCUUAUCUCAUGGUCUGGAUGAACGGGCUCCCCCCUGAUCUGAAGGCCUGGAUCCAUGACUGAAAGUGACAGGGAUGCUCGUCGGAAAAUUAAAAUUAAAUCCCUAAGGGAGACCAAUGUAGGUCUGGCUUUUGAGACUAAAGGAGACAAAGCUAAAACAGAUGUAACAAUAUUUUUUUGAAACUUUCCUUAUGCGUAGUCCUAAAAGAUACCUGAAUGGGCAAAUAUAUUGACUUUCCCUCCCAACAACCAUAUGUGAGACCAAAAUCUGCAAUUUACACCCCUAAAAGAGAUGAUGAGCAUCACUUUUAUAUGGGAGUCUCCCCUCCUGGGGGCUCCCUCCUCUACAAUUAAAAAACACUGGGACAAGUCUAUUCGAAAGGAACUACUGGUCUUGAACUGUAAGCUUAGAACAAAAAUAAUAAUAAUACAAAACAACAACGACAACAACAACAACAACCAAAAAAACUAAGACAUGUAACUAAGAUAUUCUCCCUUCUUUGUGCUUACUCCUUCCUUUUGGCAAAACAAGGAGGUAAAUGACCACCACCCACCUGGUGGUGGUCUCCCUCACAGCCAUUUUUUGGGUGUCACGCAACGUUAAUGUUGCAUGACAUCCAAAAAAUGGCUGCGAAGGGAGACUAACCUGAUGGUGACCUAAUGACCUAUUUUAUAGGCAGAUGAUAUUGCUGUCUUGAGUUGAAGUAGAUUUUGUCACAGAUUUAAAAUCACACAAACUGAGUGUUCUUCAAAAAACAUGUGACUGGUCGCCCUUUGCAUCCUAUAGAAAGUAAGAGGUAACAGCAUCACUGUAAUAUCUUCAAAUCUUUAACAUUAUUUGAGGUGUGUACAUGUGCGCUGGGACAGAUCACUUUGCCUGUACCUAAACAAGAUGUUGAACAUCCUACCCAUGUGGAACUGGAGUUCUUUCCCCCAAUCUUGUACCCAGAUCUCAUGCUGAGAGAAUUUGAUUGAAGUGUGUGCUCUUACAUCACUUGUCACAUUCCUUAUAGUUGAUCUGCAUGUGCACAAAUAUGUGCACAAAUUUAUCUGAUUUGACCAGAUCUCACUUUUGGCUUUAAUUUGUUGACAAGAGGACUGGGUAUGAAAUUAACGGUAAUAAAUCUGUUUUCUCCUACGUGAAUACAAAAAAUCCAACCCACCCACAAAGUGAUUAAUGUAGUACAAUGAACUAAUAAACCGUGGAAACAAAUUAUGAGAUUUGUGACUCUUUUUGGAAUAAUCAAAUGUUUAGGUUGCAAUAUUUGAUGUAGACCAAGAGAAAGGAACACAACUACAAGAAAGACUGCAAAAGCAAUAUGGAACAGGAGAAGUAAAGUUUAUCACCUGUGAUGUUACAUCAGAAUCGCAGAUGACAGGUGAAUAGCAUUUCAGAUUUAAAUUCUGAGAAAUAAGUUAGUCAAGAUCUUUUUGCUAUAAAAAGACAUGAUUUAAAAUUGAUUUUGCAGGAGAUUAUUAAAACUUCUUUAAUCUUAUAUUAAGAAUAGGUGAGUUGGAGCUGAAGGGUUCUUGUUCAGAUGAUGAAACCACAAAUUAUUACAACUUUCAGUCAAAGUGUAGCCCUUAAUUAUUGCCAUAGCUUAAUUAUUAAGCUAUGGCAAAUGUGAAAGUCUGAUGAAGUACAUUACAAUAGAACUGAGGCUGCAGGCUUGCUCAUUCAGUUGACAAAAGCUUUGGAUUGCAGAGUGGGGGGUUAAGGGUUCAGUCCCUUGAGGGACUAGUUGUCCAUUGUCCAGGGAAAACAAAGGAGGGUCAUCACAAGAGACUAUACCUUCAUGUACGUGGCUCAAUAAAAUCUUGGCCACAUUCUUGGCUCAUUCAGUUGACGAAAGCUUUGGAUUGCAGAGUGGGAGGUUAAGGGUUCAAUCCUUUGAGGGACUAGUUUUCCAUUGUCCAGGGAAAACAAAGGAGGGUCGUCAUUUGCUCUGGAAGAGGCUAUACCUUCAUGCGUGUGGCUCAAUAAAAUCUUGGCCACAUUAAACUGGUGGUAGUCCUUUCUCCAGUAGUGAAGAGGUCAUCACAUUAAGUGCUUUCAUGGUUAUUUACAUCGUACUUGACUAUUAAAGUAGAGUGUCUUCUAUGCAGUCAAUGAUGUAAAUGUCACAUCUUUUUUCAGAAAUUUCCAGAAAUAGAAUUAAGCCUUAGUAUACAUAAUCCUGCCACAAGUUUACUCUAAAAUCAGAUAUUUUGAUAUUGAUCAAUGUUUUUUUCUUUCUUCUUGCUUCAUGGAAAGAUUCAUUCAAGAAGACAAAGGAAGCAUUUGGACAGAUAAACAUUGUUUGCAAUAAUGCUGGCGUAGGUGCUUCAAAUGAAGGGGCAUAUUGGGAAAGAGUAGUGGAUAUCAAUCUGGUAAUAAUAUAAACCCUUUGUCUGUACCUCAGUUAUUGCUGGCGAAUGUUAGCAAGACAGCAUAAUGCUCUUUAUUUAGGAUAAAAGUUAAACCAAAAUUUUUGUUGAAAGCAGUGCAGGAAUUUUAGAACAAAGGAAAAUUUACUAAGCAGGCUACAAAUUCAUUUAAGCUCUUACACCAUUUACAUCUUCUAGAUACCAGUACACACACUUUCAUGUUGAUUUUAAUCUCCUAAAUUAAACUGAUAACUGAAGAUGACUUUAAAAGAAUUUUUCAGGGAAUUUCUGAAUUUCUAAAUUUUAUUCUUCAGAAAGGUGUGAUUCGUGGCCAGUUUCUGGGAAUUCAACAUAUGGGAUGGUCACAUGGUGGAACAGGAGGAGCUAUAGUCAAUGUAGCAUCAUUAGCAGGUGCGCGCUGCUGUAUAUUUAAAUAAUAAAUCAUAAUAGACCCAUAAGUACAUAGUAUCCUAAUUUUCAGCCACAGGUAGCCCAAGCUCAAACUCAAACUAAUGAGUGAUAAGAUAUAAUAUUGCAAAAUAGCAUUCAUGACAAAUGAAAUGAAAUGAAACCAGGAUACAUCAAUUGGCUUGGUGUCAGCAUUGAAUUUGUGGCAGCUGGAACAUUUUAAGCCAAGGAUCUUUCGCCUCUCACAUCAGCAUUCCAAACUGGAAUGUGCAGCCAUGUCCUUUUUCUUGGAGAGAGAAACUGACGGAGCUUAAACUUGUCAAAGUCACCUUCAAUCAGGAAAGAAAGGGCAAAGACGGCAAGUAACCAUGGUAUUUUUAUUGUAUGAGGUAUUUUUCUUGAGAAUUCUAUUGUAUUUAUGUUUUCUAAAGUAUAUUGUAAAUAUUCCCAUACAAACCCUUAUAUUUUUGCCAUGAAUGCUAUUUGGUAAUAAUUAUUAUCUCCAAUGACUCACAUCUUGAGCUUAGGCUAGGGCUGCAGUUUUAGCUUCAUUUCAAAUGAAAUUUGGAUCUGCGCUCGAUAACGUUUGCGGAUUUGUGAGUCACAAUCAUUUUACAUAUUUAUGUACCUAUACUUUUGUUCCUACCGGUGAUUUAUUUAUAUGAUUUAUUACCUUUUGUCUGUUACCCCAACACAGCUAUUCUUCCAAUGGGAAGUUGGCAAGCGGUGUACACUGCCACAAAAUCUGGCGUAAUGGCACUUUCAAAGAGCUGUAAGGUCAGUAAACUAUGGAUGAUAGUAUUAUUUUUAGACCAGGCAACAUCUUGUUAGGCAACAUUUAUGUUAACUGUCUUACAGCAAAUUUGCAGUGUUUGCAUACUUUUGGUGGUUAGCUUGAAAGCAAUUUUCCAUUGUACACUUUUCCCAAAAAUGUGUUGUCCAUUCUUCUCUACAAAAAUACAUAAAAGUAAUGGACACAGACAAAAUGGAACGACAUUUGUCAUUGAUUUCUGAGUGACACCAUUUUAUCAAGCAGGGGCCUUUUUCUUGCAAAUCCCCAUAAAAAAGGAUAUGUCAUGUUUGCAUGUCAUCUAAUCCACUUUUGUGUUACCCAACUUGUAAUUUCCGAUGUGGCUUAGCUUUUAAAGUCACAUAAUCUAUAUACAGUUUGGUGGUACGCUGCUUUACAACCAAAACUGUCCAAAACUCCAGAUAAGUUUGAAAAGCAACUUUAUGUCCAUGCUUAGGAACACCAUCCAGCUAAUCCGGAUUAAACUCGAAAAACAGGAGUUGCAAGUCAUUUUGGAGCCUUUUAUUUCUUGAGUGUUUUACGGAAAUUUCAACCAUUGUUUCGUUUUCUAUAAAAGAAACUGCUCAUUGGUGGAACGACUUUUUAAAGUCAUUCCACAAUGGGCCCUUAGUAUCCCAACUCAUACCUCCACCACCACCGGACAACAGCAUGGGAUGUCUAAAAAACGUACCCUUUGAAACAGCUGCUGCUAUCCUGUAAGGCUUUUAAAUCACCUAAAAUUAGUCUCCCCACCUUAUAUAGGGUAAUUGUAAUUAUUAUUAAACACCAAUGAAAUACCAAGUGAGCUUUCGUGCAAAAACUUGAUAUCCUCUAGCCUGCAAAAACAUCCGUUUCUCCUCGCUCUUCGCCGCUGGGGAUGUUUCGCGCAGAGGAACGUCUGUGACUCAGCGACAGAAAUUCCAUACUGAUGACCCAAAUCAAUGUUUACUUAAUAAAUCCGGUAUUCAUGGGUAGGCUUUUGUACAUUAUGCUUUUGCUUCCCUACUAAAAUGCUCCACCUUAAUGCUCCAUUUUUCGUACUAAAAUGCUCGGUCUCCCCCAAAAAGUCACUAAAAUGCUCGGUUAAUGCUCAUUAUACAAACGGUUUUUUAAAUUAAUUACAUACAUACAUACAUACACUUUAUUGAUGCUCCCUAAGUGGGCUUUUCAGCUCAAUAGAAUAAAAAAAUACAAAUAUAUAAAUUAAUUGAGAAUGUAAAUACAAUAAUAUUAUAAUUACAAAAUAUAUAUCAAUAAUAUAAUAUAUCAACUUAAUAAAACAUUUGCAAGAUGACGUCUAAAAUUCCUGGGGCAUUUUAAGGACUUAAUGUUAUCAUUCAAGGAGUUCCAGAGUUUGGCUCCUCUGAAAGCAAAGGAGCGCUGCCCUGUUGACAGGCGACAUAAAGGUAUAUCCAAAGCACCAGAUGAUCGAGUUUGUCUAUUAUGGACUUGAGAACGUGAUUUAAACAUAUCAGCAAGAUAGUCUGGAACAAGCUUGUUAAUACAUUUGUGCAUCAUAGUAGCGUCAUUUAGAAUGAGUUUCUCUCUAAUAGGAAGCCAUUUCAACGAUCGCAACCCAUCCGAAAUAUGGUCAUACUUUCUUAGUCCCAGAAUAAUUCGCCCAGCAAAGUUUUGGACUUUUUGUAACUUGUCAAUAUUGCUGCUGCUGGUAUUACUCCAGACAGUUGAACAAUAUUGGAGUUUACUAAAGACAAAUGAAUUUAUUACUAACAGAAGUGUUUUCCUAUCCAGGAGGUGCUUGAUUCUGUUAAUUUGGUACAAUUUAAAAAGACAUUUAGAGGCAAUCUCAGUGAUAUGUUGGUUAUAACUGAGGCGUGUGUCGAGAAGAACACCCAAGUCCUUAACGACAGGCACAGGUGUUAUUUCCUUGUCAAAAAGUGUUAUACUGAAUGAUGACAGUUUCUUUAAAAGUUGUGGUAAUCCAACAGCUAGAACCUUAGUUUUGUCCGGAUUAAUCAAAAGAGAGUUUUUUUCAAAGUUUACACUUACAAAAACGUGCAAGUGUUGCAAGUAACAACGACAAUGUGUACAAUUAAUGCAAGUUCAUAAAUACAGCCAAAAAAACAGCUGUAUUAGGUUUUUUGUGAAUUUUGAGUUUUAAUCUUCAUUUUGUUUAACAAAGCCGGAGCUCAUGGGGCAUUAAAGGCUUGUUUAUAGUGGAAAUUGCACUUAGCUUGUCCAGCUAAUUUACAGGCACUCCACUCAAAUAUUUAGAAACAAAUAAUUCAAAAACAACAUAACAGGAUUAAAAACCCAACUGGCGGGAGGCAACCAGUUGGCUAUUUACAAGCGUGGCCGAGAAUUUGAACUCGGGAUGACCGAGCACAAAUCCAGCGAGUGGUCAGAACGGGACUCGAACGCGGGACCGCCGGAUUGCGACUCUGACGCGCUGACCACUCGGCCACGCUGCCUCCAUGGGCUCCUGAAAAAAGUUAAUUUCUUUUUUGUUUUCGCGGAAAAAUUAAUUUUCCGGGGAAAAUGCCACUAAAAUGCUCGAAUAAUGCUCAAUGCUUUUGCCUCACUAAAACGCUCGAAAAAAUGCGAGCAUAAUGUACAAAAGCCUAGUCAUGGGGUUCCAAAUAAAAAUUUAUUCAAUUUUAGGUUUCUUCUGAUCGAUUUUGGUAAAUUGUUGUGUUCAUCUGUGAACGAGCUCCAGCAAAACUCAAAUGCUUGUUCUAGAGAAGACUAUAUUCCACAAAUAUUGACUGUUUUGUCAGAGAUUCAUCCCGUUUACAUUUGACCUUUGUGGCCUUUUGUCUUUUGUCUGUCAUUCGUAAACAAUGGCAAAAACAAUGUAACUGCUCCGUCGACCAAUCAGGGAUUCUGACCGGAUGCUGGACAUAUUUUACGUCAUCAGUAUGGAAUUUCUGUCGCUGAGUCGCAGACGUUCCUAUGCGCGAAACGUCCCCAGCGGCGGAGAGCGAGGAGAAACGGAUGUUUUCGAAGGCUAGAUAUCCUCACAUGUGAAAAUAUCACUAUUGCUAUGGCUUCAUAAUAAACCGCACCUUUCACACCAAAAAAGCUAUUUAAGUAAAAUGGUUUGGCAUUUCAUUGGUGUUUAUAUAAUAAAUAGAACAUAACAUGGUUGCUUGGAGAAUAUUUUUCAACACUCGAAGAGAAAUUUCGUAUCUCCGCACGGCCAUGUUAUAUCCUCUAUUUAUUGUUAUUAUUAGUAGUAUUAAAUAUUAUAAUUUAUUAAAUUUGGGUAAUAAUUUGUCUUUGAUAGGAUCUCAAAGAAACAGAAGGAAUAAGAGUAAACUGUAUCUGCCCUGGCUUCACAAAUACAAAGAUGGUAAAUAAUCCACAAUUUUUGGCUAGUGAAUCUUCAUACAGAGAAAAAGACAUCAUUUCCAAGCUUGGUUUGAUCAGGUGAGGUCACAGGCAACCACAGAAACUUUGAAGUGAGAGCCAGCCCUAAUAAAUGUGGCAGGGCAGUGCACUGGUACACCUCCACUCAGAUUCAUAUAGCCUAUGAGCUCACAGGUUGCUUAAACAGAUUAUUAUUCAUUCAAAAUAUUUCCCCAAUUCUGAUUGGCUAAAAGCACACGCAUAGUUCACUAUAAAAAGUUUCUCAUGACCACAUUUGGAAGAAUUUUUUGUUUAACGAGGAAAGGAUGUCAAAAAUGCAGCGUUCGUGCAGGUUAAGGCACCAGUAACUGAGAAGACCUGGGGACGAGGUUGAGUUGUUUUGAUUGUGAAAACGAAAAAUGGCGGACAUUUCACUCGUUUCAAGAGUAAGAACUAGGCAAAAAAAUAGCUAAAAACAUGGCCAUAACAGCAAGAAGACAACUCGAAGGGCGACAUCUGCGAUUUGAAGAAUAUUUGCGGAGCUGGACAAACUUAAACGUGCACUAUCGAAGAUGAACUUAACAUCGAUGGAUCGAUGAAGGUAAGCAUGUUUUAGCCAUGUUUUUAAACUAGGAAUUAUUUUGAAUGAAUAAUAAAACAAUUAUUGAAUUCAGCUUUCGUAUCAUAUGAAGAAUUAUGGAGAUCGAGGAAUAACACCCUCCUCGAUCUCCAUAAUUCUUCAUAAGAUACUCAGCCUCACUCAUUAAUUGUUAAAUGUAGCAUUGAUAGGCCAUUUGCACUAAGAGGUCAUGUGACAUCGUUCUUAUGAAAAUGAAAGUUAUAAGAUUUUGCCUUUGAAAAACGAUUAGUGGGUCAUAUCUUAAACAAAAUGAACGUGAUUUGGUUUUCAAACCCGUACCAUUUUCUUAAAAUGAGUAAUUUCGUAGCUGGUCACGUCACCAAAAUGUGAUUUUUAAAAUUAUGAAUUACCCCUUUCUGAACACAAAUGAAAAAGGAAAAUGUUGAAAAUAUGAUUCCAGCGCGUUGUUUGAAGGAAGCAUUGGUCACGUGACCUCUUAGUGCAAGUGGCCUAUUGAAGAAAGGUAUCAACCUCGUUCCCAGGGUUCUCUCCUACCCGCCCUACGUAGGGCGGGUAGGAGAGAACCCUGGGAACGAGGUUGACAAGGUAUAGUCUUACCUUCUAACAGUCUACGAAUACAGCUGCCUCAUAUCUUGGCCUCUCUCAAGACACAUUUGCCGAGAGAGACCAAAUUGCAGACCUCUCUCUUGAGUAAUGUCACAGCAACAUGAGACGACAGACAGACAAACAGAAAUGAAGUCAAACAGACAGCUGAGCAGGGAAGCAAACAGGCAGAUUGCAUAGAAGCAGAUGUGCAGACAGCAGAGAAGCAGACAACAGUUCCGGGGGGGACUUCUGUAUAAAAGUGAUAGGGAUGCUUGUUGUCUCGCUUAGAGGUGUAACUUUCCGAAUUUGGUCUAACUUAGAGUAUUUGGGAUGGAAAGGCAUUGUAUUGGCCCAUUCAUGUCAGUUAUCGCUUAGGGCUGUGCAUAAAGAAAUUUACAAAGAAAUACCGUGACCUUUAGGGGUCAGUUAAAGCUUCAGUCACACCCACCUUGGUUUCCCUUAGGGAUUAAUUUUAAUUUUCCGACGAGCAUCCCUUUAAAUGGGCGUUUUCCCCCGGGCAGCAGACAUACAGACAGUGAACAUACAGAGAUGCAUACAGCUGACAGACAGACAAACAAGCAGAGAAAAAGACCUGCAGAUAUGCAGACAACUUGAAGUAGAGAAACAGAUAAUCAGACAGCAAAAAAGCAGAGAUACAGGCAGCAGAGAAGCCGACAAGCGCACAGCAGAACGUGGACAAGCAGACAAAGAGAAGCAGAUCUGCUUCCCUCCUGUCUGCCGUCUGCACGUCUACAGCAGCAGGGAAUCAGCCGUGAAGACCUCACACAGCAGCGAACCAGACAUGCAGACAAUUGCAUACCGCAGAAAGCAAACAAGCAAACGCACAAUCAUGGACGUCGCCACAGACCGCAGUUUAUAGCAGAAAAACAAGCAUUUGCAUGUAGACACGCAGACUUGCAGGCAAGCAAACAGCCAACACGCAGGCAGGCAGACCGACGUCACGGGUUUGAAUCCUGUUAAAAUCUUAAUUUUUUCCAGGCUUUUUUUCACAACUUCUCGAGUUACUAAUGAUCUUUCAGAAUAAUGGUAUUUAGAAACGAAAACUCCAUGUUGGCGAUGAGAUUAAAGCCCAUCACCUCCCAUGACACUGGCCUGGUGCUGGUGUACGGCGAAACCCACAAAAUUUCAUAAAUUUCCAGUUUACUGAUAAUUUUUUUCUUUUUUGACAGCCCAGAAGAAGUUGCCAGUGGGGUUUUGCAGUUGAUUGAGGAUGAAAAUUACAAUGCAGCGGUCAUGACGGUGACAAAAACGAAAGGAAUUGAAAUAUUGGAAAAAUGGACACCAAGACUGAGAAAGUCUAAUCUCUAGGGAAGAAAUUUUUAUUAUGAAUAAUUCAUGUCCGAGUUCCAAAAGCCAUCACUUUCAAACCGAGGCCACGUCCAAAACCUUUCUUGUGAAAAUGAGUUUUAUUUUCAUCAGCCACCUUCUUCAAAAUUCGUUAAAUCGUACUUGAGUAGUUAAGACUAAUACUUGCAUUUAAAUGACGUUUUGAAUAGUACUUGAAAUUUAAGAUGAUUCUUUCCUUUUUCUGGAAGAUGUCCUUUUAGAAGAGCAAUGUUCAAUACUCAACGUUCAUCUUUUGCGUGUUCUUCCAUGUGUCUCAGUUAUUCUAAGAAAGUUGUCAGGUAGUCAACCAUGUCCUUUGCUGUGAAGGGCAGUUUUGAUUGUUUUCUCUAGUUUUACAGUUUAAGCGACGAGAAAAGCGCUUAAAAAUUAGUCUAAUGGCCUUGAAAAGUCUUUGCAUUGUUAAUAAGAAAUACACAGCUUUCAAAAGAACGACUUGCCUAGUGUCACCGCUGAAGCUUCAAGAGACGUCGUGUCCGCAAGUCUAAGAAAAAUAGGUCCCCGGAUAGGAAACUGAAAAACGGCUAUUUUCUUUUCCUUCGAAACAAACACGACAACAGUUUUUUCAUUUUUCAAAAUUGAAAAAUUAUUGAUUACAACAAAAGACAGGAGCCCAUCAUCUGAUGGGCUCCUGCAAAAGAUUAUUCCAGCAAGGUUGUAGCUGGUUGUAUUGUGGGCUAAUUAACUCGCUUAUUACGGACAACGGACACUUUUCUGUGUACCGAGUCACAGUCUCUCAUGCCGGGAUCGUCAAGUCCGCUUUACGGACACUGCGUAUCUGCACACUGUCUAUUUUCAUUGUAAACAUUUUAUUUUAUUCCUCAGUCGGUCUGACCCUACUGUGGCCCUUUCAACGGCCCUUUCAUGAAUAGCCUGUUACAGGCUCCGAGAUGGUCCGCUGAAUUGAGCGAGCGCAAACACGAAACUAAAACGAAAAUAAACUGGGGAGAGCAGGGGCGAGAAGGCUCUCUGUCCCUUCCUUUUUCCUUUUUCACGCCCCAACAACUUUUCGCGGGCCUUUUACUUUCGCGUCUUCCCCAGUAUCUGAGAGCCUGGAACUAGCCUACGUGUAGCCGCACC